Molecule: messenger RNA, 9726 nt
Organism: Conger conger (European conger)
Lineage: Eukaryota; Metazoa; Chordata; Actinopteri; Anguilliformes; Congridae
Gene: rif1
Product: replication timing regulatory factor 1
Exons: 36
Coding region: 199-9168 (2989 amino acids)
Biological process (GO): telomere maintenance
Cellular component (GO): nucleus
Source: RefSeq, a predicted model, not a curated record
ACACAUUGGAACUCCGGGCAGGGCAUUGCGCUCUGAAGAUAUUUUUAUUUUCUUGCAUGAUUUUAACGCGGCCGGUACAUAGUUCAUGUUCUCUUUCUUUUCCGCUGCUGCGAGUGGUAUAUCAAGAUUUUUGAGCGAGGGGGUUAGGCGUGAGCUCUGAUUGGCUGCCCCCCCCUCGCUGUGUUCCAGGGGGUAAGGAUGAUGGCGACCGUGCACCCCACUGCCUCCAGCCUUGUCCCGCUCCUGCAGUCCCUGGAGGACCCCGCCGUGGGGCAGGAGGAGCACACCGAUGCCUACCUCACCAUCGCCAACCGUCUGAGUGGAGAGGAUGGGAAGCACUUCCUCCCUGCCGUCGUAAAGCACUUUUCACGCCUCGGGAAAGUUUUCCAGGCUCACAUUGUCAGUCCCAACGUGGAGCUGUGCCAAGCAGCUCUGCAGGCUCUGGGGUUCUGCGUUUUCCACAGCGCCAUCGUCUCCGGCAUCCCAGACGGCUUCAUGGAGGAGGUCCUGGCGUCUCUGAACAGCAUCGUGGUGAAGUCCACGGACAAGAACACCUGCACUCGCGCGCUCUGGGUGAUGUCCAAGCAGACCUUUCCCUCCGAGGUCGUGGCCAGGAAGGUACCAGACGUCCUGAAGACACUGGAGGCGGUGCGGUCGCGAGAGGACCUGCAGUCGGUGAUCAUGGAGCACGAGGCGCUGAACGUGGUCAUAAGGCUGUUGGAGCAGGCGCCCGGCCCCAUGGGGGAGGGGGCAGUGCAGUGGGCGAGGCUGGUGAUCCCAUUGGUCGUCCACUCCGCCUCCAAGGUCCGCCUCCGCGCGGCCGCCGCCCUGGAGAUGGGCAUGCCCCUCCUCCUCCAGAAGCAGCAGGAAGUGGCGGCCGUCAUCGAGCCCCUCAUGUCCUCCAAGCUCAUCCCGGAGCUGCAGAAGCUCUUCUCCACGAAGAACGAGAGCAACGUGCUGAAGCUCUGGCCGCUGUUCGUGAAGCUGCUGGGGAAGCUCCUGCACAGAGGCGGCCCCUUCAUCAACUCCCUGCUGCACCUGGAGGAGCUGGGCUUCCGCAGCUCCUCCCCCAUCAUCAAGAAGAUCGCCUUCAUCGCCUGGAAGAGCCUCAUCGACAACUUCGCCCUCAACCCAGAGAUCCUGUGCAGUGCGAAGCGGCUGAAGCUCCUCAUGCAGCCCCUGAGCUCGAUCCAGGUGCGCACGGAGGCCCUGCUCCUCACCAAGCUGGAGGUGUGGUGGUACCUGGUGGUCCGGCUGGGGCCCAACCUGGCCGUCAACUUUGAACAGGUGGGAGUCCCUCUGCUCCAGAUUGCCGUGUCCACGGACUCCGCGCACCUGUCCGCGACCACGCCCUCGCGGAACUCCAGUCAGAACGCAACCCUGACCACGCCCAAAACAGGUGGCCACGGCUUCAACGCCCCGUCCUCCGCGUCGCGCCUGAGUCUGAACAGCAGCGUGAGCAGCGUGAGCGGCCAGCCCGCCUUCCCCUCCAUCCAGCUGCUGGGCCUCGAGAUGCUCCUGCACUACUUCCUGGGGUCAGAGGUCACCGCCACCGCCACCAAGACCAAGCUGCAGCUGAACCUGGAGCCCCUGACCCACCCCCUCAUCACGAGCCCCUCCUCCUUCACCAAACACGCCGGUGUUCUCAUCUCCGCCGCCCGGGACAGCUUCAUCAGCAUCGGGAGCGACGCCCCAGAGGCCCUGCUCACCCUGGUCUGGAAGAGCCUUGUUGGGUUCGUAACCGCGGCGAUGGAGGCCGCAGGCAGUAAGAAGGACAGACCUGGCUCCGAGGUCCUCACCCUCCUGCUGCAGGCUCUAGAGUCCAUUGUCCAAUCCGAAGCCCUGCCGGCCCAGCGCAUUCUGGGUCUGCUGGAGGCCACGGUGCGGGGAAUCCCACACAGGAUCCUGGGCUCUGCCGCGUACCAGCUGGCCAACAUGGACGUGCUGAAUGGCACGCCGGCCCUGUUCCUGAUCCUGCUCUUCCACCACAGCAGUGUCCUACCCUGCUUCGUCUCCGACGAGCGGUUCUUCCUGUGCCUGGAGACGCUGAUUGGCUGUGGCCUUUCAGGCCCCGCCUCCCCCCUGGCCUUCAGCGAAUCGGUUCUGGGGGUGAUGAGCCGAAACGCAGAGGCCAUCCAGAACAAGGAGCACCUGUGGAGAAUGUGGAGCCUGGUGGUCAACCCGCUGACCGACACCAUCACCCAGACGAACGAGGUGAACCAAGGCGACGCCCUGGAGCACAAUUUCAGCGCCGUCCACCGCGCCCUGAUGUUCCCCGUCACACACCUGGUCAUCGGCCAUACCCUGCCACAGAUGACCCAGAAGUCCCUGCUCUCCACGUGGUCGAGGCUGUACAAGGCCUUCGCCCGCUGCUCCGCCCUGGUCGGCACCGCUGAGGAGAACGUGUGCUGCGAGGAGCUGUGCGCCAAAAUGGCCGCCGUCCUCGACGCCAAGGUCCUCUCGAGUCCAUCCACCCUGGAAGCCACGGCCAGCCUUCUGCUCAUCGUUAUUGAGUGUGUGGACUUCUCUCCGUACACCCCCCACUAUCAGAAGACCAAAUUGCCGCACACACCCCUAAGCUGGGUACGGAAGAAGAACAAGGCUCUGGGGAACCUCACCUCCUUCCAGGCCCUCCUGGUGGAGGUUCUGGAGUCCUUCCUCCCCGAGGUCUCGCCCGAAGCGCUGGCAGAGGGCACUGCCGCGCCCUCCGCUGGGUCGGGGCCAGGCACGGUCCUCAUCGCCAUCCUGUCGACCCUCUUCAGCAACCUGGUGCUGGGCACGGCCGUCCUAGGGGUGCUGUCCACCCUCCCCGGACCCCUCGCCCGCCUCUAUGAACUCGCCGGGAGACCUCAAAAUGAGCAACCAAAGUCCUUCGGCAGUCUUGGACCAAAGCUGGAGAAGCUGCUUGGUGAGAUUCUGGGCUGCCUGCAGACGCAGUCCUCUCUGCCCUACGAUGACGAGCUCCUGGUUCUCCUCGCGCCCCUCCUGCGGGUGCUCUUCCCGCACCGGAACAAGCUGCUACGCACCCUCGUCACCCAGUUCUGGAACGCCACUUUCGCCAACGCCCCAACCCUCACCUACCCCGAAUGUCUGAAGCCGGUUCUGAGCCAGGUGAAGCAGAAGUUGCCCAUCAUUCUGCCCGGAUUUCAAGCUGUCGAGGUGACUGAGGAUAACAGUGGACAGUAUUCUACCGAGUGCUCCCAGAUGGAGACCCAUGUCAGCGGGGUGAAGAUCGCGUCGGUUGGGAAGCGGGACUCGCUGCUCUCCCGGGCGGGAGAGCUGAGGGAGAAGGAGAAGACCACCUCCGACACUCCGUCCAAGCCCGUCGCGGUAAAACUGGAUUUUGGGUCUCCCAAACUCCCCCGCCGUGAGUUACUGGAGGAGGCGGCUUCCAUGGAUUUUGUCUUCAUACCCCCUGAAACCAAGGAGAGAGUGCUGACGGAGCAUCAGAAAGAGGUCAAGAGAACCAAAAGGGUUGAUAUUCCUGCAAUGUACAACAACCUGGAUGCAUCUCUGGACACAACAGUCUUUACCCAGUACUCACAGUCCCAAGAAGAUACUACAGAUAAACCACCAGCCAACGAUGAUCCUGCAGGAACACCCGAAGUUGAGGUUCAAGAUGAUAAAAUGGAAACUGAAGGAGCCCUUGAGCCAGAUAUCGAGCCAAUCCCAGAACCAGAAGUUAUGGAUGUGGGUCCUGUAGCAGACUCGACAGACGACGAAGUUGCCAAAAAGGAGGCACCUGUUCAACCCGAAGAAGUCGAGCCCAAAUCUGAAUGUCCCGCUAAGCGGGAUGAUCUCGGAGCAGAGGACUUGGCCAAGGAGACUCGGGAGAGCGGUGGCGACGAUUGCAACGUCUCCGCCUCGUCUGAUGUGGUUUCUGGGACUCCGCCGAAACCCAACAGCCGUCGGCAGAGCUUCAUCACCCUCGAGAAGUACGUGGAGGGCAAGGCGGCCAGCCCCAUCAGCGCCGUGAAGUUCACGGGCCCCCUCAGCAGGGCGUCCAACAGCCAGGAGACUUCGCCCUCCCAGGCGAAAGAGGCGGCUUCUCCGGGCGUGCCCGAGGACUCGGCGGGCGUGGACACCGCCGCACAGGAGCUCGGGAAUGGCGCCGAGCCGGAGGUGUCCUCCCCGCCAGACGAGAAAACAGCUGAGGAAAAGCAGGAGCAGCCCCGUCCUCGGGAAGAGGAAGUUGCGAAACGUCGGAGCGAAGGCACUGGGGACGAAGACGACGUCAUUCCUGACACUCAGGCCCAUGUGGACUCUGCAGACCCUGGGAAGCAGGAGGCCGAGGCUUCAGUGGGGGACGACCUGCCGACGAAGGAUGAGGACUCCUACGAGGACUCGAUGUAUGACAGUUGCGAAGACAAUUAUCUGUACGAUUCGCAGUGCUCGCUGGUCUCUUCCAGCCAGUCGGAAAUCAGACGGUCCGGUCGACGCAGGAGUAGACCCCUCCGUCCUGGUGAGGACCCAGAAGAAGUGGAGGGAAAGUACAAGGUAACCCGCAAAAACUCAAAUGGGAAAGGGGUGAGUCAGAGUGACUCCCCUCAGCCUGAUCCUUUGCCAGCCCCCAGUGAAAUUGAAGUCCAGUCACAGGGGCGACCAACUAGGCGGAGCAAAGUGGCUGCUGAGCCACCGGAAGUUGAGGUCCGAGAGAGGCUUCGGAAGACCCGAGCUGAUUCCCAAAUCGCAUCCUCGCAGGCCUCUCAGAAUGACAGCCCGUCCCUGGGCCGAGUGACCAGGAGCAGAUCAACUGGUCCUUCAGAAGAGGCAAUCGGCAAAACCGCCUCAUCCCCACCCGUCAGUCAAACGGAUGGUCUGUCACAGGGACGAUCGAGUAGGAGGAGUAAGGUGGCAGCAUCUGGAGAGGAGACGAGCCAAACGGAUUCCCAGAUGGCCACGUCUAAACCCAGAAAUCAAACAGAGAGCCAAUCACAGGGCAAGCCAGCUAGGAGGAGCAAAGCAUCUCAACCUGCAGAAGAGAUGAGCCAAACUGAUGCGCAAGAAAGUUUGUCUGUUCCUGUCAGUCAAACAGGUGGCCAAUCACAAGGCAGACCAAGUAGGAGGAGCAAAGCUUUGGGACCUUCAGAAGGGAUGAGCCAAACUGAUAUUCAGGUGACAUUAUCUACACCUGUCAGUCAAACAGAGGGCCAAUCACAGGGCAGACCAAGGAGAAGCCAAGCAGCUCAACCUUCAGAAGAGGUGAGCCAAACUGAUACACAGGUGACCUUAUCUACACCUGUCAGUCAAACAGAGGGCCAAUCACAGGGCAGACCAAGGAGAAGCCAAGCAGCUCAACCUUCAGAAGAGGUGAGCCAAAUUGAUACACAGGUGACCUUAUCUACACCUGUCAGUCAAACAGAGGGCCAAUCACAGGGCAGACCAAGGAGAAGCCAAGCAGCUCAACCUUCAGAAGAGGUGAGCCAAAUUGAUACACAGGUGACCUUAUCUACACCUGUCAGUCAAACAGAGGGCCAAUCACAGGGCAGACCAAGGAGAAGCCAAGCAGCUCAACCUUCAGAAGAGGUGAGCCAAAUUGAUACACAGGUGACCUUAUCUACACCUGUCAGUCAAACAGAGGGCCAAUCACAGGGCAGACCAAGGAGAAGCCAAGCAGCUCAACCUUCAGAAGAGGUGAGCCAAACUGAUACACAGGUGACCUUAUCUACAUCUGUCAGUCAAACAGAGAGCCAAUCACAGGGCAGGCCAGGUAGGAGGAGCAAAGCAUCUCAACCUUCAGAAGUGAUGAGCCAGAAUGAUGCACCGAUGACCUUAUCGACACCUGUCAGUCAAACCGAUAGCCAGUCACAGGGCAGGCCAGGUAGGAGGAGCAAAGCAUCUCAACCUUCAGAAGUGAUGAGCCAGAAUGAUGCACCGAUGACCUUAUUGACACCUGUCAGUCAAACCGAUAGCCAGUCACACGGCAGGCCCAGUAGGAGGAGCAAAGUAUCUGGACCUUCAGAAGAGGUGAGCCAAACUGAUGCACAAGAAAGUUCAUCUUCUCCUGUCAGUCAAACAAGUAGCCAAUCACAGGAAAGGCCCACUAGGAGGAGCAAGGCAAUUGACCCUUCAGGAGGGAUGAGCCAGACUGAUACACCUAUUACUUUAUCCACACCUGUCAGUCAAACCAAUAGCCAAUCACGGGGCAGAUCUAGGAGAAGCCAAGCCUCUCAACCUUCAGAAGAGAUGAGCCAGACUGAUACACCGGUGACCUUAUCUACACCUGUCAGUCAGACAGAUAGCCAAUCACGGGGCCGACCAGGUAGGAGGAGCAAGGCAUCGGCCUCAACAGAAGAGAUCAGCCAAACCGAUGCACCAGCAAGCUUAUCGACACCAGCCAGUCAAACCAAUAGCCAAUCACGCGGCAAACCAGGUAGGAGGAGCAAAGCAUCUGGACCUUCAGAAGAGAUGAGUCAAAACGAAACGCAAGCAAGUUUGUCCGCUCCUGUCAAUCAAGCAGAUGCCCAAUCACAGGGCAGACUAAGUAGGAGCAAGGUGGCUGGCACUUCAGCAGCAGACAUGAGUCAGACAGAUUCACAAACGGGAUUAACUGUACCUCUUGAUCAGAAUGAUAAUGGAUUGGAGAGCAUAGCAACUAGAAAUGGCAAGGCAAUUGAUCACACCGAGGGAGUUAGCCAAACCACUUUAUCCACGCCUGCCAGUCAAACAGACAGCCAAUCACUGGGCACACCAAGUAAGAUUGCAGCAGAGUUGAGUAGUGUGAGCUGUAGUCCAUGUGCCACGUCUGCUAAACAGUCUGAACACUCACAGGCAGGUAAAGGUGAAGGAACACUAGAGACCUCGCAAAAUUUGGGCCUGGACAAGACGAGCAGGUUCUCCCAGGGCUUGUUGCCUGAUAUUGAAAACUCUGAGUUGGAUCUCUCCCAGGCUAGUGACGAUGGCGAGAAAUCCGGGAAUAGAGGCAGGAAACGCAAACUGUUGAAGUCCGAAGCAACGUCUCCAAGUCCGCUAAAAACGCAACAAGUGCUUGAAGAGUCAAACCAAAUUGUUGCAAUGGAGACCAACCCUGAAGAUGGAAAGGAGAACUGUGAACUUAGUCAAAACUCAGAAUCUAAAUCCAUCCCUUUUGACACAGAAGCCGAGGCUGCUGAACCUUCAGAGAAAAAAGCAAACCAAUGUUUGACAGAAAUGAUGGUUCCUGAUGACACAGUCAACCCCAUUUUGGAAUCGAGGGAAAUAAAGAGUGCAUCAGAAAUGCAGGAGGAGAUGACUUCCCUGGGUUCUUCUGUAGAGGUCCGAGACCUCACCGCCAACCGCCAGAGAGUGCGCGGCAGGCGGGGCCGAGGUCGCCCACGCUCCAGAGGCUCCAACUCGAGGGCAGCUGCAGAGAGAGAGACUCUGUCUCAGGAGAGCGGUAUCCCCGGUUCGCCGGUCACGGACUCUCAAGACCUGGGCGAAAUCGAGGUCUCCCCGGAUCCGGAUCUCGAACCACCGUCGGACUCUGAAGCAGUGUGUCCGCAGCCGGAGAAUGCGUCGGCGCAACAACUGAACGAUGCCGAGGUGAACGACGACGUGUUCUCUGAGCCAGACGCGGUGAGCACCCCGACCGUCUCCGCAGGCCUCCCGACUGCGACCCCGAACGGAACUGAGACGAUGACGGGAAGCACGGCCACAGAGGACACGUGGAAUACGUGCAAUUCUGAUGUCCAGACCGGCAUCGUGGUGUCAGAAGAACAGGUCAUUGAGGACAUUGAGGAUGGCCAGCAACAGGACCUGGAUGACGGACAGCAACAGGAUCUGGAUGACGGACAGCAACAGGACCUGGAUGACGGACAGCAACAGGACCUGGAUGGCGGGCAGCAACAGGACAUGGACGACGGCCAGCAACAGGACAUUUCUGUGCCACAGGUCACCGAUGUGACGGAGUGCACCGUAGAUCCUGCUCAGGUGCCGGGAGGAGUAGAGAAGGUGCAGGAGCAAGAUAUGAACUGGGAGGAGGACCUUGCUUUGCUCCAAGAGCACAAUGCAGCGCAAGAGGUAGUAUUAGAGGCAGCGGAGGAGGACAAUGUUACCCAAAUAGACAGUGACAUACCUGCAGCCACUGCUGAUAGCGCUGCUAUCCAAUCCCUGCCCGAAGAACCUCCCACCCCGCAGCAGGGGAUGGCUGAGCACUUGUGCCUGGACUCUCCACCAAAACAGAAGCUGCUGGACACCGUGGCGGGAGAGCUGGGCCUGAGCCCCAGCAGUGGGAAGAUGAAGGGCGUCUGGUCCCCCUCAGCUUCCCCCUCCACCAGCAUCCUCAAGAAGGGGCAGAAGAGGCCUCUGGAGGUCGAGUCGCCUUCCCCCUUGCCGAAGUCUCGGCGAGUAUCGUUUGCUGACCCGAUUCAGCACCAGGAGUUGGCGGAUGACAUCGACCGUCGUAGCCCAGUCAUCCGGCAAUCUGCCGGCAGCUCGCCAAGAUCCAAAAACGUGGUCACCAUCUCGUCACAGCAGAAGUUUGUCACCACUCCAACCAAGGGCAUGUUGACCCUGAGUCCACGCAACUUGCGAAGCCCAGGGUACAAGAGCUCCAAGAAAUGUUUGAUCUCAGAGAUGAGCCAUGAGCCAAAGCCCAUUCCUAAGGACUGCGUGUACCCCGCUCUGGUCAGCUGCUCCACUCCUGUGGAGGCCGUCCUGCCCCAGAUAUCCUCCAAUAUGUGGCCUCGUGGAUUUGGCCAGCUGGUGAGAGCCAGGAAUAUCAGAACCGUGGGAGACCUAAGUGCACUCACCCCUACCGAAAUCAAGUCCCUCCCCAUUCGCUCCCCUAAGCUGUCCAAUGUGAAGAAAGCACUUCGAAACUAUCAUGAACAACAGCGUAAGGGUCGCAGUGACGAGUUGAAGGGAUUCGAUGAGAUGGAGAAGAUGACGUCUGAACCGGAGGAGACCGAGAUGGCCCAACACCAGGAGGAGGGAAACGCCCCCGGAGAGCAGGUCAUGGGCGCGGAGUUGGCGGACGUCCCGGCUCCGGCCCCCGUGGCGGAGCGGCGGCCCGCGGCGCUGGUGUCCGCGGUGGAGUCGCUGGGAGCCCGCCUGACCCCCGAGGAGCUGGGCCAGUGCUCGCCGGGACAGCUGGUUCUGAUGCACGAGCAGCUGGGAGGGAUGAUGAGGGCCAUCGUGGUCCAGCUCCAGACCCGACUGGCUCCAACCCAGGGAGAGAGCAUACCCUGAUGACGAGAAUGAUCUCCCUGACAACGACUCGGAAUCCCCCGACAACAACCCUGAUCCCCCCUGGACAACUCAGACCUCCUCCAGAGCGACUCGAACCUCCCCGACAACAACUCAGACCUCCUCAAGAAUGACUCAGAUCUCCCUGACUACUCCAAACUCUCUGAACAGGAGUCGCCUGAAUACCAUUACCAUGAUUACCAGAUCGGACUGGGUUCAUCUGCGCGCUUCCCCCCCCCACCCUCGCCGCACACCCCCUGCCGUCUGCAACUUUUUAGUUUAGAUUUUAAUCUUGAUUUUUUUUUUUUUUUUCUUAACGCAUUUUAACUAUGUAAAUGUCACUACAUUUAACAUUCAAACAGGUGAUUCUUGCUACUUUUCUAAAGUCAUCGACAGGGUUAUCGGUGUUGCUAUGCCGACAGUGAGAUCAUUGGUCAACAUCGCCCCUCUGCAUGGUAGCACUCUGGCCCUGCCGUGGUUGGGCGUAAUGUUUUAAACAUGCUAGUCGAAGGAUAAGACAGCACUUUUUAUUGUAUAUGUUGAAAUAAAAGACUGAAAAGA